Molecule: messenger RNA, 1629 nt
Organism: Lodderomyces parapsilosis
Lineage: Eukaryota; Fungi; Ascomycota; Pichiomycetes; Serinales; Debaryomycetaceae
Gene: NOC4
Product: ribosome biosynthesis protein
Exons: 1
Coding region: 1-1629 (542 amino acids)
Biological process (GO): ribosome biogenesis
Cellular component (GO): Noc4p-Nop14p complex; small-subunit processome; nucleolus
Source: RefSeq, a predicted model, not a curated record
AUGCCGCCAAAGAGAAAGCCUUCUCAAAAAUCAGAGACAAACAAACAGAAGAGACACAAGGAUGAACUAACUGUGUUGUCAUUGGAGGAUGUAACUUCACUUGGAGAGCAGAUUCGAGAUGCAUCAAAGUUUAACAACUUUAUCACUUUGCUCAGUCUAUUACAAAGAAUUCCGAGCACUUUUAUGGAAAAGGAGGUUACAGACACAGAGAAAAUGGGCCGCCAUAUUCUUCUUACCCUUUUCGAACGAUUUGAAGCAUUAUUCAAGGAGGGGAUGAUGGUAGGAUCCAAGAAACACAACGAAAAGCAAAGACUAGUCGUCAACUGGUUGGCAGAUAAAUACAAAGCUUUUAAAUCAACAAUACUCAAGAUGUUACUGACUGAUCUAUCCAAUGAAACGUCAUUGCAAUUAGACUCAAUGGAAGUUUUUUUGAAUCUCAUCAAGUUGGAAAGUCAAACUUUAGAAAAGCAAUUUCCCAAAAAGACGUAUCAGCUAUUUCUUGAAGCAAUAUUACAUAGUAACAUAGGCAAAGUCUUGCCAGAUGGAUCAUCUAAUAACUUCAUCGUUAUGGAUUUUGCUGACACUUUCAAGCACCACUGGGAUUUGCAAUUUUACUUUUUCGACAAUUUGAAUGAGGUAUUAUGUUCUUGGAAGGACGAUUUAUCUGAAAAGGAACUUCAGAGAAUAUUUGCAAACUUUGUCACGAUUAUACGAAAUGGACUCCAAUUUCAUUCGGAGGACCUCGAGAAUGAAAAUACACUUGUUGUAAAAGAUAUAUUGCCAUCAACCAUUUACAAACACAACAAGUUCAAAUCGCAUUUUCAAAAAUGUGUGUUGUCACUUUUAUCGUACCCAUUGUCUUCAUCUCAAUACAAAUUGAUCUUGUCCAUUCUACAUAAACGAAUCAUUCCAUACAUGUCACAACCUCAGAGCCUAAUGGAUUUCUUAACAGAUGCAUAUAAUUUACAGGACGACUUGAUUAUACCAAUUUUAUCACUCAACUCGCUUUACGAGUUGAUGAAGAGCUAUAAUUUGGAGUAUCCCGAUUUUUACUCCAAAUUAUAUUCGUUAUUGAGACCUGAGUUGUUUUACACGAGGUAUAGAUCUAGAUUCUUUCGGUUAUGUGAUUUGUUCUUGUCAUCCACCCACUUAUCUGCAAAUUUAGUGGCUUCAUUUAUAAAGAAACUAGCAAGAUUAUCGUUGACAUCAAGUGCGUCAGGUGUGGUUAUCAUCAUCCCAUUCAUUUACAAUUUGUUGAAAAGACAUCCAACUUGUAUGAUAAUGUUGCAUAAUACAGACGACAAUGCACAAGUUGGAGACCCCUUUGACAAUCUUGAGACGAAUCCUUUAAAUACGCAAGCCAUCAAAUCAUCGCUCUGGGAAUUAGAAACGUUGAUGAGGCAUUAUCAUCCAAAUAUCGCCACGUUGGCCAAAAUUUUUGGUGAACCAUUUCGAAAGCCGAACUACAAUAUGGAGGACUUUUUGGAUUGGAGUUAUCAGAGUUUGUUGGAAACUGAAAAAUCGCGUAGAUACAAGAGUCAAGCUGCUCUUGAAUUUGAAACCUUCGAUGGUGUUUUGUCAGAGAAGGAUAAGGAAGGAAAUUACUUGCUUCAAGGAUGGAAUUUAUAA